AGAGAGGUGAAGGGUGGAGUACCUGACAGUUGACGGAUUAUCAAAGAUUAACAGCCUGCCAGUGCAGCAUCGGCGGACAGGUGAGUAUAAGAUGUCGGUAAGGCUUCGUUGCUUCGAAUCGGGGAUAUGCAUGCUCCCCUGAACACAGACGGUGAAUGGAUUGUAGCCACAGCACGCACGUUGCAGUUGAGCCGUGUUGGAGCCAUUAAGUAUUAAGUUUAGAGAUCAUAUCGAUUGCAUUGAGGCAGUGAAGAUUUCUUAUUUAUACUCUGGCAUUGCUUGUUGUCUCUGUUUUGCCUAAACAAAAAUUCCUGCAGAAUCCGUAGCGAGUUUAUGAUGCACUUAUCUUUAUCGUGGCGGUCUGGUCAGUGACAUUUCUGCAGGGUCCUUCUGGGAUCGGCAUGUUUUGCUGUGAUGCAAUGUUACUUAAAAGCUCACUUAGUUUUAAAGUCAUAGCAGCAGACAUAGUCGAUUCUACAUGUGUAAAACUAUACAAUAUAUAGACUUAAAUAGCAUGUUUAUGGCAUGUUUUGGAAAAGACAAUGUAGAAAACCUAUAUGAAUAGUCAAAUAACGGCUUAAAGUAUUUUACAAUAAGGAGAGACAGGCCAAGUUAAAGUACCAAUAAAUUUGUUUUAUAUGAAAUAAACAAGUGUUUACAAAAAGAUAAGCAUGAGGUGUGGUGUUUAGAUGCUUCACUAGUGUAGGAAAUAUAUGGAUAAGUGAGGAUUUUGUGUGUGUGUGGGUGUAGGUUAGUGUGUUCUAGGCAGCAAAAUGUUGAACCAAACCAAAACCUGGAGAUGCGGAGUCUAGAAGAGAGAAAAAGUCAAACAAGAGACGACUGAAUUACAUAAACUGGGGGUGGUUGAUUAGAAACACAGACACAGACAGAGGCUUUCAAAUGCAAAGCAGUUGUGUCAUUGUAUUGAUUCCUGUGAAUGACAAGUGUUUCUCCUACUCCCCUUUCAACAGGCAUCUCACCUGUUCCCUUAUCACUACAUUGUUACAGAGUGAAUACAGUCAAUCUCUAACUCUGUUUUAUUAUAUCUCGCUGACUCCCUUUAAUCCCAGAUUCAGCAGCAGCUUUUUUAACGCUUUUGACUAUGGCUGAGACCAAGGGGAAAUUUGACUUUGCUAUCGACCGGGGUGGCACUUUCACCGAUGUGUUUGCCCGGCUGCCUGAUGGUCGCGAGAGAGUACUGAAACUGCUGUCUCGAGACCCCCAGAACUACAAAGACGCUCCUACUGAGGGGAUCCGCAGAGUCCUGGAAGAGGAAACAGGGCGGGUCUUUCCUCGUGACCAGCCUGUAGACACUUCACUCAUUGGCUGGAUCAGAAUGGGCACAACAUUGGCAACCAACGCUUUGCUGGAGAGAGAAGGAGAAAGGACUGCGCUCCUGGUCACAAAGGGCUUUAAGGACUUGCUGCACAUUGGCACACAAGCCAGGCCAAAGCUGUUUGAUUUGGAGGUUGCAGUGCCUGAGGUGCUGUAUGAGGAGGUAAUAGAGGUGGAUGAGCGAGUUGUUCUUAGGCAAGAUGGCUGCCAGCUGCCCAGGAAAGAUCCCAAACGUAUUGUCACAGGCAGUACCGGGGAUUCUCUGGAGGUGUGGAGGGAGCUGGAUCUUGAGGGUGUGGAGAAAGACCUGAGAGGAGUUCUGUCUCGCGGGAUCACCAGUCUGGCUGUCCUUCUGCUGCACUCAUACACAUGGUCCGACCAUGAGAAAGCAGUGGGUGCCCUGGCACGUUGUCUGGGCUUCACCCAGGUGUCUCUAUCCAGCGAGGUCAUGCCCAUGGUGCGGGCAGUGCCACGGGGCUACACCGUCUGUGCCGACGCCUACCUCACACCCAAAAUUCGGCAGUAUUUAAAAGGCUUCACCUCUGGCUUCAAGGGUGGCCUGAAGGAUGUGGACGUGUUGUUCAUGCAGUCAGAUGGAGGUCUGACUCCCAUGGAACAGUUCUGUGGUUCGCGGGCCGUUCUGUCUGGCCCAGCGGGUGGUGUGGUGGGUUAUGCCAUCACCUCUUACAGCCAGAUGGAGAAGAAACCUGUGAUUGGCUUUGACAUGGGCGGAACUUCUACAGAUGUGAGUCGAUAUGCUGGCCAGUAUGAACAUGUGUUUGAGGCUACCACAGCUGGAGUCACCCUGCAAGCACCUCAGCUCGAUAUCAACACUGUGGCUGCAGGAGGAGGGUCACGACUGUUCUUCAGAUCAGGGAUGUUUGCAGUUGGACCAGAAUCUGCAGGUGCACAUCCAGGACCAGCAUGCUACAGAAAAAGUGGUCCUCUGACUGUGACCGAUGCUAAUUUAGCCCUGGGACGACUCCUCCCUUCCUUCUUCCCAAAGAUCUUUGGGCCCGGGGAGAAUGAAUCACUGUCCUUGGAGGAGACCAUGAAGCAUUUCCGUCAUCUCACCCAAGAGAUCAACCUCUUCUUGUCUUCUAACCAGUCACAGGCACUGAUAUUUACUGAAAUAUUGAAGAUGAGCGUGGAGGAGGUUGCGAUUGGAUUCAUUCGUGUUGCAAAUGAGGCCAUGUGCCGGCCAAUUAGAGCUCUAACACAGGCCAAGGGCCAUGAUACAUCUAAACAUGUGUUGGCAUGUUUCGGGGGUGCAGGUGGCCAACAUGCUUGUGCUAUUGCCCAAGCCCUCGGGAUGAAGACUGUCUUUAUACAUAAGUACAGUGGCGUGCUGUCGGCCUACGGUCUGGCUCUUGCUGAUGUGGUGGAGGAGGUGCAGGAGCCAUGCUCAAUGCAGUAUGAACAGCACUGUUUCAGUGAGCUCGACCGGAGGGUGGAGCAGCUCUCAAAAUGCUGCCACGAUACACUCUGUGCACGUGGCUUCACCAGCAGUCAGAUAUCCACUGAGGUUUUCCUCCACCUGCGUUAUGAGGGCACCGACUGUGCGCUCAUGGUUACUGCUGCCGGUUACCCCAGCAACGCCCAGUCCUGUUGCGCUGGAGACUUCCGCAGUGCCUUCACCAAACGUUAUUUGAAGGAAUUUGGAUUCACCAUCCCAGACAGACCCAUCAUGGUUGAUGACAUCAGAGUGAGGGGUUGUGGAAAAUCUGGUAUCAAAUCAGUGUAUAAAACAAAUAUGGGACCCAAACAGGCCAAACCUGUCACGGUGACCAAGUGUUACUUUGAAGAUGGUUACCUGGACACCAGUGUGUAUCUAUGGGAGGAGCUGCCAUGUGGUCACAGCAUCCAGGGACCAGCCAUCAUCAUUGACAAGAACAGCACCAUCCUGGUGGAGCCAUGCUGUGAGGCCAGUCUGACAGAGGGGGGAGAUGUUUUCAUGACUGUAGGCUCUGACCCUCACUGUGCCCUCGGCACUGAGCUCAACACAGUGCAGCUCUCCAUCUUUUCCCACCGCUUCAUGAGCAUAGCAGAGCAGAUGGGCAGAGUUCUUCAAAGAACCUCCAUCUCCACCAACAUCAAGGAACGUCUCGACUUCUCCUGUGCUGUGUUCGGACCAGACGGCGGUCUGGUGUCCAACGCACCUCACAUCCCUGUCCACCUGGGUGCCAUGCAAGAGACUGUCCAGUACCAGAUCAGAUCACUGGGGAACAACCUGAGGGAAGGGGAUGUGGUUCUUAGUAACCACCCUUGUGCUGGGGGCAGCCACCUUCCAGACCUCACAGUCAUCACACCAGUGUUUAGAAAAGGGGUGAGUGGUCCAGUGUUCUUUGUAGCCAGCAGAGGGCACCAUGCCGACAUUGGAGGCAUCACUCCAGGCUCCAUGCCCCCCCAUUCCACCUCCCUUCAGCAGGAGGGCGCUGUCUUCACUUCCUUCAAACUUGUCACUGGUGGGGUCUUCCAGGAGCAGGCUGUAACUGAAGCUCUGAUGGCUCCGACCCAGUAUCCAGACUGCUCUGGGACUCGUAAUCUCCAUGACAACCUGUCAGACCUGCGGGCUCAGGUGGCAGCCAAUCAGAGAGGAGGCCAGCUGGUGGGGGAGUUGAUUGACAGCUACAGGCUGGCUGUGGUUCAGGCCUAUAUGGGGUAUAUUCAGAGUAACGCAGAGCUGGCAGUGAGGGACAUGCUGAGAGACUUUGCACGUUGUCGACGGCAACAGACUGGCUCCUUGGAGGUGGAGUCAGAGGAUUUCAUGGAUGAUGGGACGCCAAUCAGACUGCGGGUCAAGAUUAAUGAAGAAGAGGGCAGUGCAGUGUUUGACUUCACAGGGACCGGGACAGAGGUUUGGGGAAACUGCAAUGCUCCACGGGCCAUCACCCUCUCUGCCCUCAUCUACUGCCUGCGCUGCAUGGUUGGACAGGACAUCCCCCUCAAUCAGGGUUGUCUCGCACCGAUCAAAGUCAUCAUCCCCCCUGGUUCAAUCCUCCAGCCUUCCCAGAAUGCAGCUGUGGUUGGAGGAAAUGUGCUCACAUCCCAGAGAGUGGUUGACGUCAUCUUUAGGGUGUUUGAGGUGUGCGCUGCCUCACAGGGCUGCAUGAACAACAUUUCAUUUGGCAGUGAGAGGAUCGGUUACUAUGAAACUGUUGCGGGGGGAGCAGGGGCAGGGCCAGGCUGGAAUGGGCGAAGUGGAGUUCACAGUCACAUGACCAACACCCGUAUCACUGACCCUGAGAUUCUGGAGAAGAGGUAUCCAGUGAUUUUAGAGCAGUUCUCUCUGCGGCCUGGCUCAGGAGGUGCAGGGAAAUACUGCGGUGGAGACGGUGUGAUCCGUAAACUUUUGUUCAGGAACAAGGUGGUUCUGUCUGUACUGACAGAGAGACGAUCCACUUGUCCCUACGGCCUCCAGGGGGGUGAGGAUGGCGCAGCAGGGCUGAACCUGCUCCACAAGGCAGAUGGCAGAGUUCUCAACCUGGGAGCCAAAACCAGUGUCGGCCUUCAGCCCGGGGACAUGUUCUGCCUCUACACCCCUGGAGGAGGAGGAUAUGGAAGAGAAGAGGAAACAAAGAGUAGACCUCAGACAAAGCGCAGGCGCUUGAAUGAGACUUUCCUUGAGAGGGGCAGCGUAUUCGAAUACCGAAUGGCACAAGAGGGAGUGUGAGACAAAAUAAGAAAGCAAAGGAGAGUUAAUAGUCAAGCCAGAGGAGAGGAGGGAAAUGGAUGGGAAAAUAACAGGAACACAAGCGUAGUGAAAGAUAGAAAAAACAGAGUUAGGCUCUUUGAUAAAGAUGGAAGGAUUCUUUUAAAUUAUCGAGGAAAACAGUGGUAAUACCAGUCUCAACAAGACAUAUAUGCAGGCUGGCAAGAUUUUACCAGA
Messenger RNA from Xiphias gladius (swordfish), 5224 nucleotides. RefSeq names its product 5-oxoprolinase, ATP-hydrolysing (gene oplah). The coding region runs from base 1103 to 5008 and encodes 1301 amino acids. NCBI's taxonomy places the organism in Eukaryota, Metazoa, Chordata, Actinopteri, Istiophoriformes, Xiphiidae. Gene Ontology annotation, molecular function: 5-oxoprolinase (ATP-hydrolyzing) activity. The record is from RefSeq and is a predicted model, not a curated record. Gene Ontology annotation, cellular component: cytosol. The transcript is spliced from 27 exons. Gene Ontology annotation, biological process: glutathione metabolic process.